AGUAAACAAUAAAGUUGUUGUAAAGAGGGAGAAAGAUAGGCUUGGCAAGUGUCUCUUUGCGCUGUUGUAAAUAUUCAGUGUUCAAAAAUCGAGCUAAUUCGCUAUUUUGAUAAAUAUACCGUUGUUUCUUUUGAAGAAUAUUUUGUUCAUUCAUUAUCUGCUAAAUUUUCGUGAUUCAAUAAAUAUGGGUCUAUUUGGUAAAGAUCCAAAACAAACAUCAAAAGAACAGGUUCGUGAAUGGAAUUCUAAGUUACGAAAACAACAAAUGUUAUUGGAUCGACAAAUUCGAGCCAUUCAACGUGAAGAAGCCAAAGUUAAAGCCGAAUUGAAAAAAGCAGCUAAACGUGGCGAUCGUGAUGUUUGCGUUAUUUUUGCAAAAGAAAUAAUUGGUGCUCGUAAAGGGAUAAAUCGUUUGCAGACAUCUAAAGCACAUUUGAAUUCAAUUAUGAUGAAUAUGACACAACAAUUGGCAACAUUACGUGUAGCUAAUUCUUUGGAAAAAUCCACCGAUGUAAUGCGUGCAAUGCAAAAUGUCGUUAAGAUUUCUGAAAUUUCCGGUGUCAUGCAAGAGCUAUCCCGUGAAAUGAUGAAAGCUGGUAUUAUCGACGAAAUGAUGGAAGAAACGAUGGAAGAUGCAUUAGGCGAUGAAGAAUUGGAAGAAGAAGCUCAAGAAGAGGUUGAUAAAGUUUUAUUUGAAAUCACCGAUGGUGUACUUGGUAAAGCACCAUCAGUAGUAUCAGAUUCGUUACCUGCCGAAUCCGUUAAGGAGGCUCCUAAAAAAGCCGAAGAAGAAGAUAUUAAUGAAAUGAGACAACGGCUUGAAGCACUUCGAAAUUGAAAUUGUUGCAAUUCAAAAUUAUGAUUAUUUAGGUUGAUUUGUUGAUUUUUUUGUAAAAAGAUAAUUUCUGAAUCCCAUAACUAUACUAACUUUCUUCUGAAUCACAUUUUCGAAAAAAAUCUGAUUAAUUUAUA
Dermatophagoides pteronyssinus (European house dust mite) is the source of this 972-nucleotide messenger RNA. RefSeq names its product vacuolar protein sorting 24 (gene Vps24). The record is from RefSeq and is a predicted model, not a curated record. Gene Ontology annotation, biological process: vacuolar transport. NCBI's taxonomy places the organism in Eukaryota, Metazoa, Arthropoda, Arachnida, Sarcoptiformes, Pyroglyphidae.